CUAGCUAUAUAGUUAGCCAAGUUUUACUCAUGACACUUUUACGAUAUGACUAAUCCCUGGAACAUAAUCGCUACUUGCUGAUCCCCGGCUGUAGUCUGUAGGCCUAUAUGUAACGCUACGGUGCGCCGUGGGUCUGGACCAGUGGUCUCCAACCCUGGUCCUGGAGAGCUACAGGGUCUGCUGUUUUUCAUAGUGACUCUGCACUUCAUGAAUCAAUUCGAGCAGUUGAUUACGCAGUUAACUCCACUCACCUGGUGUCUUGGGUCUCAGUUGGGUGCUGAUUUUAAGGUGAAAACAAAAACCAGCAGACCCUGUAGCUCUUCAGGACCAGGGUUGGAGACUACUGGUCUGGACGGUUUCGUGCUUCUGAGCUAUGCGCCGGCCCUCACUGAAAUGCAUUGAGGCUUGAGCGCCAGUUGGAAUUUGAAGCAAGCCCACACAAUUCCUUCAGGAAUUGUAACCUUUCUAGUUAAAGAUUAAAGUUUUGAGGGGCAAAACAUAUUCCUGAAUAUUUCUUCCCAUAGUUCUGAUAUAAAAUCUCAGUAGGCCUACACAACCGUGGAUCCUUGAAAAUAUUUUCAGAUAUUGUCAUUGUACCCACACUUUGUAGUGUUAUUACAGUAUGAUCACAGUUUACAUCAAGAUGGCAAGUUUACACCAAGAUUGACUUUAUCCUUUCAUGUCCUGAGAAGGUAUUUGAAACAGGAGCGCGAAAAUAGACUAACCUAAAAGUUUGUCUCCAGUCGUCACCAAUCACGCGCACGGCUGUGAAACGGCCUAAACGGCAACUAGCUACAUUUCCAGAUAGCCUAGCCAAAUUCGUAAGUUUGAGCAAUUAGUUCACCAGAAACGGACAGCCAACCCACCAUAUUGAAUUGUCAUUCAAAAGUAUUUUAGUUGUUUGAAAAGCACUGUCUACUUUUCCGUGUAGUUUCAGGACAUAUAGACACGCUUGGUAUCUUCGCAUUAAAAAAGGAAAAAUGAACUUCGCUUCUGGAGGAAAUUCAGAGCCAAAAAUGGAGGAGUUGCUGGAAAAGAUCAAAGAGAUGCAGCUAGGAAAGAAAGUCCUGGAAGAAGAUUUGAAAGAGGCUCAGUUGCUCAGAAAAAGUCUUCAGAAGGAACUCGAUACCUUGCAUGCCGAGCAGUACCAAAUGGAGGAGAUUCAAAAGGAAAGAGAAGAGUCUUACAGGGUCCUGCAGUUCAAGUGUGAUGAGCUGGAAUGUGAAGCAAAGAGACUGCUUCAGCUGAACAGCAAGAGCGAGGCGCUCAUUGAGCAGUACACCUUUCAAAUCCAGGAGGCCAGAUUAAAACACAGAAAACAACGGAUGAAGUUUGAGAAUCAGCUUCAACAACUGAUAGAGCAACACAAGAAUUUGUAUUCAGUUUAUUCCCCUGACAGACUUCCUUCAGAAAUUGAGAGUCUUGAAAAUGCCAGAUCGCAGCUUUUGAAAGCAGAACAGGUGAAGCUGGCACAGCUGAAUCGCCUUGCUGAGGGGAUUAAUCAGACACUCUCAGACACCAAAGCCUGAGUUUUGCAGAAUACGCUUCAAGACUUAUAGGUUGUAUUCUUCUUAAUACUCAGUUAUUGUAUCAAAAAUAUGUUUGAAUUUUCUGAAAAACAAAUUGUAUUUCCACACAUGGAUGACUCGUUUAUGCAGCACUGUCUCUGACACGUUCCCAAUUGCAGGCUUUCUCAUGCUGUUCCUGACUUUCCUGGAAACUGCUGUAUCAUUGGUUGCCACCAUUCACUUUCUGCAUUAGAUUCUCAAUUGAUAUAAAUUAGAACUUAAUUGAUAGAAAUGAAUUUGCCAACAGAGGUUCUUGGUAAAAUAAAAUGCUUGCAUUUGA
This is a messenger RNA of Anguilla rostrata (American eel), 1848 nucleotides long. RefSeq lists its product as uncharacterized. The transcript has 9 exons. Bases 981 to 1529 code for a protein of 182 amino acids. Gene Ontology annotation, cellular component: synaptonemal complex. The record is from RefSeq and is a predicted model, not a curated record. NCBI's taxonomy places the organism in Eukaryota, Metazoa, Chordata, Actinopteri, Anguilliformes, Anguillidae. Gene Ontology annotation, biological process: synaptonemal complex assembly.